AUGGACCCGUUCAGCAUUGCGACUGGAAUCCUAGGACUUCUCGGAACAGCCGCGACCGUGAUCAAGUUCCUCGACACGGUCAAGUCCACUCUCAAAGACGCCCCUAGGACGGUCGCUUGGGCCCUGGCUGAAGUCGACGACGUGCAUUCGGCUAUUACGAGGCUGCAUGGCUUGUUUGAACACAUUGAUUCGAUUCCCGAAGAUGCGCGAGCUUUGGUGACGGUUCAGGACGCGGCUGUUACUGUGUCUGAGCUGGUCACGUCGUUCGACGACCUCGUCGAUGUGCUCAAGCCGUUUGGGUUGUUGGACCCGGCGUUGAUGACGACGUGGGAUAAGGCGAAGUGGGCUCGGAGGCAGGACGAUGUCGCAAAGGUCAUUAUGAGAAUUCAGACUCGUAAGGCUUCUCUCACUCUUAUGCUGAAUAUCUUUCAGUGGUGA
Molecule: messenger RNA, 438 nt
Organism: Dichotomopilus funicola
Lineage: Eukaryota; Fungi; Ascomycota; Sordariomycetes; Sordariales; Chaetomiaceae
Exons: 1
Coding region: 1-438 (145 amino acids)
Source: RefSeq, a predicted model, not a curated record